Messenger RNA from Beta vulgaris subsp. vulgaris (sugar beet), 895 nucleotides. RefSeq names its product universal stress protein PHOS34. Lineage: Eukaryota; Viridiplantae; Streptophyta; Magnoliopsida; Caryophyllales; Amaranthaceae. The transcript is spliced from 4 exons. The record is from RefSeq and is a predicted model, not a curated record. The coding region runs from base 55 to 714 and encodes 219 amino acids.
GUUAAAGUUGUACAAACAAAACAAAAGAGUUUUAGGCGAAAAAAGCUAGCAAAGAUGGAGAAAGCAGGAACAACAGUGACACCAGGGGAGGUAGUAGGGAGCGGUGCUGGUUCAGUGAGGUCGGUGCAGCAACACGAGCAGGAGCCCUUGAUGCAGGCAAGAGGACUGGUGGCUGAGACUCAAAAACUCAAAGUUAUGGUGGCUUUAGACGACAGUGAUGGUAGCUUCUACGCCCUUAAUUGGGCGAUCACCAACCUCCUAAAACCAAAAAGUAUAGCACCCGCCACAACUACGACCAUGACUACGAUGCCCAUUGACGAGGAAGGUUGCAUGGUGUAUUUGGUUCAUGUUCAACACCCCUUCACCAACUAUGUCUACCCUGCCGGUCCCGGUUUGCACACUGCUACUUUUGCUGCAUCAUCUGUAGUGGAGUCGGUUAAGAAAGCACAAGCAGAAAUUUCAGCUGCGAUCCUUCAACGUGCAUUUUCAAUUUGCAAACAGAACAUGGUUCGAGUUGAAACAUUAAUUUUCGAAGGAGAUCCCAAAGAGGAGAUUUGCAAGGCCGUAGAACAAGUACAUAUGGAUAUGCUAGUCAUUGGUAGUCGUGGUCUAGGCGGAAUCAAAAGGGCGUUCCUUGGAAGUGUUAGCGACUACUGUGCACAUCAUGCAGGUUGUCCUGUCUUGAUUGUGAAGCCACCGAAAAAUAUUAAGUAACUGUGAAAGAAUUACACUUUGGUGAACGGUUUUAAUGUCUACAAGAUCUUGAGGUUGUCAUCUAGUGUUUGUAAUAUUUUGUUAGUAGUUCAACUAAAUAAAUGCGGUAGAGUAUAUAAUAUCAUGUAACUGAUAUGCUUGGUUUGUGGAGUAAAAGAUGCAUGUUUUGAGUUUCAUCCAA